Messenger RNA from Polyodon spathula (Mississippi paddlefish), 2107 nucleotides. It is a transcript of the gene lypla1, whose product is annotated as lysophospholipase 1. The transcript has 10 exons. Bases 70 to 813 code for a protein of 247 amino acids. Gene Ontology annotation, biological process: protein depalmitoylation. Lineage: Eukaryota; Metazoa; Chordata; Actinopteri; Acipenseriformes; Polyodontidae. Gene Ontology annotation, cellular component: cytoplasm. The record is from RefSeq and is a predicted model, not a curated record. Gene Ontology annotation, molecular function: palmitoyl-(protein) hydrolase activity; carboxylic ester hydrolase activity.
CCAUAACUUUGCCGUAAUGUUACCGUAGACAGAUCUUGUUGAUGUAUAAAUUCUAUUUGCAUAUUGUAUAUGGCUUCCUUCUUUCGAUUAAAAGCUUCAUCGAAGUUGUCUGUUCGGUGUAUGUGUGGUAAUAACAUGUCAGCGCCGCUUCCUGCCAUAGUCCCCGCUGCUCGGAAAGCCACUGCUGCGGUUAUAUUCCUGCACGGACUUGGGGACACUGGACAUAGCUGGGCAGAGAUGUUUGCAGGGAUCCGGACACCUCAUGUGAAAUAUAUCUGUCCUCAUGCGCCAAUAAUGCCUGUUACUUUAAACAUGAACAUGGCCAUGCCUUCUUGGUUUGAUAUCAUUGGACUUAGUCCAGAUGCAGAAGAAGAUGAUUCUGGAAUCAAACAGGCAGCAGAAAACAUAAAGGCACUCAUAGACCAAGAAGUAAAGAACGGAAUUCCUUCACACAGAAUUGUUUUGGGAGGAUUUUCACAGGGAGGUGCAUUGUCUCUGUACACAGCCUUGACUUCUCAACAGAGACUGGCAGGUGUGAUAGCACUAAGCUGCUGGCUUCCACUGCGUAGCUCUUUUCCGCAGGCAGCAGCCAAUAGUGUGAACAAGGAAAUCAGCAUCUUGCAGUGCCAUGGGGAGGCUGACCCUCUGGUACCUUUGGUGUUUGGGUGUCUUACUGUUGAGAAGUUAAAAAGUAUUGUCCCUCCAGCUAAUAUCAACUUUAAGACAUAUCCAAGAAUGCCACACAGUUCCUGCCCUCAGGAAAUUAUGGAUAUUAAGCAGUUCAUUGAAAAGCAACUACCUCCAAUCAAUUAAUGACACAGCAGAAGCCUUUUGAUAAUGCACCAGCACCAACAAUGGACUGACUCUGAAUUCUUCCACUUACCUGUGCCCCAGCUCUCACCCCAACACAGCAAUACUCUAGAGACACCUUGUUUUUAUGUACAGUGACCACAUUUUGCCUGUAGCACACAGAAUAUGUGGUUAGGCUGUGAAAAUGGUUACUUUAUGGUCUUUACACUACAGUAUUUUCUGCAAGUAUUACAGAGAACAUAUUUAGGUGGUUUGUGUGUCAUGACAUUUGUUUAACUGCUGGUGUUAAAAUAUACGGUACCUUUAUUUUUUGUUGUUGUUCUGGGUAAACAUUUUAUAUUUUGAUCACAAGCUGUAUAAUGAGUUAUUUGUAACAUGUAUAUCUGUGCAUUUUCAGCGUGAUGAACCUAUGGAACAGAAAAUGUAACCAGAGAACAGUGACAUUUUGCUUAAGUAUUUCCAUUACUUCUGUUACUAUUAACAUUGGAAAUGUUGUGUUCAAAUGAAAAAUGUUGACCUCUAAAGUCAUUUAAACUUUUUUUUUUUUUUUUUUUUUUAAGGGAACAAACAAAAAAAAAUACAUAAAAUGUACAAUUAAAUGAAUACAAAUAGGCUUCUGCAUAUUUCUGAUGAUAAUAUGCACAAAAUAAUGAUAUAGGUAUCACCCCUUUACUCUAUAAAUAAUCCACAGUAUUCUGCAACAAAUUAUUUUCUGUUUUGGUCUUCACAUCCUUUAAAACUGAAAAAUUCAAGAGCUUUCACAGUCAUGUAUAAUCUCCAAGUACUUUUGGUACACCAGAGGGUAACCAUUCACUUGUCACCUUGCAACAUUUUUGUUAGUGGGUGUAUGAACUAUAUCAGUAAUAAAUAAUACAUUGAACAAAUGUUGUAUCUCAUACAUCCUCUAGGCUCAAGCACACCUUAAUCUUGAGCUGAAUGCCAUGAACCAAACACAUGCAAUGUGUAAUCUGUACAAGAUUUAAACCUAGUUCUCCUGUGGUGAGACACUGAGUGAAUACUUUCAGAGAUAGACAGCCUCCACUGUAAAAUACUGUUUUUGGGAAACACAUUUUUUCUAAUGUUUUAAGUACCCAUGUAACUGACAAAUAACAAAAAAUAAUGCCUGAAAGCAACAGUCAUUAUAAGGGGGAAAACAUACCUGGUCCUAUUUUAAAUUGCAAAGGUGAAUUUUCUGAAGUUGUUAGUGAUAGUUCUUUACUGUUAAAAUUGGCUAUGUAUGACUUUUAGCAAGCCAGAAUGGUACAUUCUCAUCCCAUAAAGCACUAUGUUGUCACCA